This is a messenger RNA of Ceratitis capitata (Mediterranean fruit fly), 4443 nucleotides long. It is a transcript of the gene fzr, whose product is annotated as fizzy-related protein homolog. Gene Ontology annotation, cellular component: anaphase-promoting complex. The transcript has 7 exons. Gene Ontology annotation, biological process: anaphase-promoting complex-dependent catabolic process; positive regulation of ubiquitin protein ligase activity; positive regulation of anaphase-promoting complex-dependent catabolic process. Gene Ontology annotation, molecular function: protein binding; anaphase-promoting complex binding; ubiquitin ligase activator activity. The record is from RefSeq and is a predicted model, not a curated record. Lineage: Eukaryota; Metazoa; Arthropoda; Insecta; Diptera; Tephritidae. The coding region runs from base 924 to 2360 and encodes 478 amino acids.
AAGUUGAUAAUUCUCCGACAAAAACGCUACAUUUGUUAAAUUUCUGCCGAAUCGUUCGUGUCUCUUAGUUUUUGUGGAAUAGGAGAAUUGUUUAAAAUUAUUAUUACGGUUCAAGAAAUUUCAUUAAAUUUGAAAUAAUUGUGGCUACAAAUUUAUACAUUUUACAAAAAACUUCAAUUGCAUAAAACGUCGCGAACGUGAGGCAAGGGCAACGUAAAUUGAACGCGCAUCUAAGGAAAAGCUAAUGCUUGGGGGAUAAUUUUCUCGAUUUUCCACAUUUGUGUCGAAUACAUACAUACACAUAUUUUUCAAGAAAAGUGUUGUGGGUGCGGUAAAGUUUACGCAAAUUCCAUAUAUUAAGAAAAUAUAUUUAAAAUUAAAUUUACAAAUCGUGCUUAUUGCUCCAAAGAAAAACUGACUCCUACGUUUGUUUGUUUAUAUGUUGCAAUAAAAAACUUUUACAAACAAACCAUUUCUGAAGGGGUGUGUGUGUGUAUAUUUAGCAUUUGUAAAUACGCCAGUAAAGUGAAGUGAAAAUUAAAAAGUUUAUUUGUUCAGAUUGGACUCCUGAAUAACAAUUCUCCAUCGUAGCCUGAGUCAACAGCUGAAUUUAUUUUUUAAACGUGUUAAUUCAUUCCAAAUAUACAUAUGUUUAUGUAUAUAUAUCUAUAUAUUGCUAUUUGAAGUUUCUUUAAAUUGCUUGUGCGGAUUACUUUUCAAGUUUAUACACAAAACUAUCGGCAAACUUAGGCCUACACACACCCACGCACACGUACAGUGUAUGCUAUAUUAAAUCUAAAGUACUCAAUAGAUAAAAAAAAAUCGCAUAUAUUUUACAAGCAAAAGUCAAAUACACAUUCCGAUUUCGACGACUUAAUAACAAAAAAAAAAACGUGUUUUAAAAAAGAAGAUAAUUUUGGAAAAUGUUUAGUCCUGAUUAUGAGAAACGCAUAUUAAAACAUUGCAGUCCAGUCGCUCGAAAUCUUUUCAACUCAUUUGAAGCAGCCUCAACAUCAACAUCGCUCGAUCGAUUUAUACCUUGCAGGGCCAACAACAAUUGGCAAACAAAUUUCGCAUCCAUAAAUAAAUCGAAUGAGAAUUCACCGCAAACGAGUAAAAAGCAACGUGACUGUGGUGAAUCCGCACGUGAUAGCUUAGCAUAUUCCUGCCUAUUAAAGAAUGAGCUCUUAGGCACCGCCAUCGAAGAUGUUAAGUCGGUUAGUGACGAGCGUAAUGAGAACACCUACACGCCAGCAGCGAAAAGAAGUCUAUUUAAGUACCAAUCACCAACCAAACAGGAUUUCAAUGAGCAAUGCCCAUACUCGCUCUCACCGGUCAGUACGAAGAGUCAAAAGCUGUUGCGUUCACCGCGAAAAGCAACAAGAAAAAUAUCCCGCAUACCCUUUAAGGUAUUAGAUGCGCCCGAACUGCAAGAUGAUUUUUAUCUGAAUUUAGUCGAUUGGUCAUCACAGAAUGUGCUCGCUGUCGGUUUGGGCAGUUGUGUUUAUCUUUGGAGCGCAUGUACUAGUCAAGUAACACGCCUUUGCGACCUUAACACCGAUUCGAAUACCGUCACAUCGGUGUCAUGGAAUGAACGUGGCAAUUUGGUGGCAGUUGGUACACAUCAUGGCUUUGUCACUGUUUGGGAUGUCGCUGCUAGCAAACAGAUCAACAAACUGACGGGUCAUUCCGCACGUGUGGGCGCUUUGGCGUGGAAUGGUGAAAUUUUAUCCAGUGGCUCACGUGAUCGUUUGAUAAUACAACGGGAUACACGCACACCAGCGCAACAAUCUGAACGCCGUUUGGCCGGUCAUAGACAGGAAGUUUGCGGUCUCAAGUGGUCACCCGACAAUCAAUAUCUAGCGAGUGGUGGCAAUGAUAAUCGCCUGUAUGUAUGGAAUCAACAUUCACUUAAUCCGGUGCAAUCGUAUACCGAACAUACAGCAGCUGUGAAAGCUAUUGCCUGGUCACCACAUCAUCAUGGCUUAUUGGCUAGCGGUGGUGGUACUGCCGAUCGUUGUAUACGAUUUUGGAAUACAUUAACUGGCCAACCGAUGCAAUGUGUCGACACCGGUUCGCAAGUAUGCAAUUUAGCAUGGUCCAAACACUCAUCCGAAUUAGUAUCGACACAUGGCUAUUCACAAAAUCAAAUCUUAGUUUGGAAAUAUCCCUCACUAACACAAGUUGCCAAAUUGACGGGUCACUCUUAUCGUGUACUAUAUUUGGCAUUAAGUCCGGAUGGUGAAGCGAUCGUGACGGGUGCUGGUGAUGAGACGCUACGCUUUUGGAAUGUUUUCAGUAAAGCACGCAGUCAAAAGGAGAACAAAUCAGUACUGAACUUGUAUACCAGUAUAAGAUAAAUAUCUGCUGGAGCGGGCUUUUAAAUCUUGCUUAGUAAUGGAGCAUAUUUAUACAAUAGUUAGAAAAUUAUUGAAAUCCUAUUAAUGCUAAAGAACUCUACACAUAAUUAUAUAGGUUGCACAAUGGAAAGAAAACAAAUUACGAAUACAAAAUGAAUUGUAAACGUAAAAAAAUUAAAUUUAUUCCUCAAGCGAAGCAAGUCAAUGCAGUCGAAAUUCAUUUGUACGUGCUUAUGGUAAAUUAUAGUGUAUAAAAAUUAAAGUUCAUUUCAUAAAUAGUAUGAGUUCGAUAAUUAAUUUGCGGUAUUGUCUAAAAAGCUACAACUUUUUAUGAAAUUUACUUUUCAGUUCAUUAUGGCGUAUAUGCCAGAUAUUAUUUAAAUUGCAUUUUACUUUUUCAAAAAAAAAAAAAAAAAAAAAAAAAUAUAUACGUGUUUCAAUUUGCAAUUGUUAUUUAAAAUAAUUUUGUAAAAAAGGUACUUAAAAGAUAUCAGGACUUGCUUCGUUUUGGAAUAAAUAUUUAGAAUUAACAUUGCUUUUCCAAAUAUCUACAAAAUUUAAAAAUUGAAAUAGUAAUGUAAACAUGCUAAGCAAAAUGGCUGCAUGUAUUUAUAUACAUUUACAUUUGUAUAUGGAUAUUUUCAUUAUUAUUAAAUAGCGAAUACAUCAGCUAUCAGCUUAAAAGCAAAAUAAAAUUAUGUCAAAUGACCAAAUUUAAAUUGAUAAAUGUAAAGCACAUAUAUAUAUGUGUAUGUAAUUAACUCAGUUGAAACUACCUAUAAUUUGACAUAGUCCUGUAAAUUUAUUCAAUUAAGAAACUAAUAAGCGUGUGCAAUCCUAAAAUGUAAUAUACACUUUUAGAACCAAAGGAAAUCUUCGUUAAACACACUUAAAGUUUACGGUUUCUAGCAUUUUCAGCAAAGCAGAAAAAUCUUCAACCAUAAAUUGUAUAGUGUUUAACUUAAACUUCCUUUGUUUAUUAUAAUUUUUUGUAAAAAUUAUAAAAUUAAUGCUUUAUAUUUAUUACAAAUAUAAUUUAAUUACAUUUUAACACACGUCGAGUUUCAGUAAGCUCCUUUAGCAAUUGGAUUACGUCAAAAAAUUUGAGUUCUUCAUUUGCUAGACGUGCUGGCUGGCAAUUGACUCGGAUGUAAACUUGCGUGUAAGCAUGCAAACGCACUGAUACAAUAAAAAAAAUAAUAAUUAAUUAAGCAUAUAUAAUUAGGCAACAUAUUUUUAAAAUUGCUUUGAAAAAUGUGUAUAAUAUUUCUUCAAGCUUCUUAACAAUUUGGGCCCAUAAAAAUUAAUUUAUAAUAUAUAUAUAAAUUUAACACUAAAUGUAUUAGCAAACAAAUAUUUAGUACGUAUAUGUAAAUGAGGUUUUCGAUUUUCAGAAAAUCUUAGAAUUAUGUGUUUUAAAAAAACAAUUAUUCUUCACCAACUAUCGCACACUUCACUCAUAUCUUAACAUCACUCUCAAUUCGUUGCAUACUUUUGUGCAAUUUAAAUACGAAAUUAUAUUUCUGACUUAAAUCAAUUAUAUGCAUUUUGUUGAUUUUAUUUUCAAAGCAUUUUAUCACUUUGUUUAUAUUUCUUUAGCAAACAAAACACUUCCUAAUACUUUCAUAUUCAAUUUAUAUCUUUUCUACUAUACUUUUGUUAAAACAUUUUUAUUUGUAUCUCAAUCUAUAUAAUUCUUUUGUACUGUCGCCUUAAGGGCGACGAUGUUAGCAUACAAUUUAAUUAUAUUUAGUUAAUUCUACAAUUUUAAAUCAAAUCAUUCACACAAAAACAUGCAUUGAAUGUAAAUCAUUAAAAGAUGUAAUAAACACACUGCUCAGCACAUACAUACAACUAUUAUAUAGUUUAUUUUUGUUUGUUUUUUAUGCGUUUUUUCUUAUCUACAUAUAUAUUUUGUAUAUAUACACAGGUCAUACCUGAUUUAUAGUCACAUGUAUGCUAUAAGGUUGCAUUUGUACAUGCUCAAAUGUGUACAAUAACGGAAUAGUUGAGGUGGAUUUAUAAUUGUAUUGUAAUAGAUCUAAUAUUUAAAUGGAUGAAAAAUAAACUAAAAACUACAUGA